Molecule: messenger RNA, 2088 nt
Organism: Dreissena polymorpha
Lineage: Eukaryota; Metazoa; Mollusca; Bivalvia; Myida; Dreissenidae
Product: prestalk protein-like
Exons: 6
Coding region: 1-2088 (695 amino acids)
Source: RefSeq, a predicted model, not a curated record
AUGCCAAGAGAUGACAUGGAAUCCCAGUCAGGAUCUUUCACGAACAACGUGAUUAUGCCCAUGAUUGCGAAACUUGCAGUCGAACUUCACGAAGCAGGAGUAUCAUGCAGUGAGAUGUACCCAACGGUACGACGGCGAGUGCAGAACUACGUACUGGAAGAGGCUACACAAGAAGGAUUUCUAUGUGCCAGGCCGCGUCGCAGAAUAAGGCAACAGAAGAGAAAAGAACAGAACAGAAAGGGCUGCACAGAUGACAAGGGCUGCAUUGAUGACAACCGCCAAGAUGACAAGGGCUGCAGAGAUGACAAGAGCAGCACAGAUGACAGGGGCUGCAUUGAUUGCAAGGGCUCCGUAGAUGACAAGGCGUGCAAUGAUGAUGCCAAAAGCCGCCAAGAUGACAAGGGCUGCAGAGAUGACAAGGGCUGCAUUGAAUACAAGGGCUGCAAUGAUGAUGAUAAGGGCUUCACCGAUGACAAGGGCUACAUUGAUAACAAGGGCUGCAUCGAUGACAAGGGCUGCCCUGAUGAAAAGGCAUGCACCUAUGAAAAAGAAUGCACUGAUGACACGGGCUGCAAUGACGAUGACAAGGGCUUCACUGCUGAUGACAAGGGCAGCACAGAUGACAAGGGCUGCAUUGAUGGCAAGGGCUCCGCAGAUGACAAGGGCUUCGAUGAUGCCAAAAGCCGAAUAGAUGACAAGUGCUGCAUAGAUGACACGGGCUGUACAGAUGACAAGGGCUGCGCAUAUGACAAGGGAUGCAUUGAUAAAAAGGGCUGCAAUGAUGAUGACAAGGGCUGCACUGAUGACAAGGGCUGCACAAUUGACACGGGCUGCACAGAUGCCAAAGUCUGCGCAAAUAACAAAGGCUGUGCAGAUGACAAGGGAUGCACAGAUGACAAGGGCUGCGGAGAUGAAAAAGGCUGCGCAGAUGACAAACGCUGCGCAGAUGAUAAGGAAUGCACAGAUGAAACGGGCUGUGCAGAUUACAAAGCCUGCGCGGAUUACAAAGGCUGCACAGAUGACAAAGGCUGCGAAGAUGACAAGAAUCUCACAGAUGGCAAGGGAUGCACUGAUGACAAUGGCUGCACAAUUGACACCGGCUGCACAGAUACCAAAGUCUGCGCAAAUAACAAAAGCUGUGCAGAUGACAAUGGAUGCAUAGAUGACAAAGGCUGCGCAGAUGGCAACGGCUGCCUGGAUGACAAAGGCUGCAUAGAUGAGAAUGGAUUCACAGAUGACACGGGCUGUUCAGUUGACAAAGGCUGCGCAGAUGACAAAGGCUGCCUAGAUGACAUAGGCUGCGCAGAUGACAAUGUAUUCACAGAUGACAUGGGCUGUUCAGAUGGAAAAGGCUGUGCUCAUGACAAAUGCUGCACAUAUGACAAAGGCUGCACAGAUGACAAGGGAUGCACAGAUGACUCGGGCUGUGCAGAUGACAAAGAAUGUGCAGAUGACAAGGGUCUCACAUAUCACAAAGACUGCACAGAUGACAAAGGCUGCGCAGAUGACAAUGGAUACACAGAUAACAAGGGCUGCGCAGAUGACAGGGGAUGCACCGAUGACAAGGGCUGCACAGAUGACAAGGGAUGCACAGAUGACACGGGCUGCACAGAUGACAAAGAAUGCGUAAAUGAAAAGGGUCUCACAUAUGAAAAAGGCUGCGCAGAUGACAAAGGCUGUGCAGAUGACAAAGACUGUGCAGAUGACAAAGACUGCGCAGAUAACAAGGGAUGCACAGAUGACACGGGCUGCGCAGAUGACAAAGGCUGUGCAGAUGACAAAGACUGCGCAGAUGACAAGGAAUGCACAGAUGACAUGGGCUGCGCAGAUGACAAAGAUGAAAAAGGCUGCGUAGAUGACAAAGGUUGUGCAGAUGACAAAAGCUGUGCAGAUGACAAAGGAUGGGCAGAUGAAAAAGGUUGUGCAGAUGACAAAGGCUGCACAGAUACCAAAGGUUGUGCAGAUGGCAAAAGAUACGCAGAUGAAAAGAACCUGCAGCCAUAUAAGGAAGACGCCAAUAUUGGCUUUACAAAGAAGAAGGCCUCGGACACAGGAUGGCAACUCAUUAAAAGAAUCCGUGCAGUAUAA